GCUUAGCUUAACAUUGGUCACCACACCAACGCAAGCACCUUCGUUAGCCUCGCAUUCCAGAGUUCGCGUUUUGACCUACAGCACCACACCAACCAAAUCUCCCACUCGUGUUGUAGCCGCCUCUUCCUUCCAUCAAUGGCGGAACCUGCUGUCGAAAACUCUCCUACUCUCGCUGAGCAAUAUUAUGUGAAGGACAAGCAGGAGGAAAAAGUUGUAGUUGAGAAACCUGUUGAAGUUAAAGAAGUUGAAACCCCUAAAGAGGUUGCUCCUGAGGAAACUGUGGUUGAGAAAACUGUGGAAGAAACAACACCUGUUGCACCUGCAGUUGUCGAGGAAAGCAGUGAAGUCCCCCCUUCUGCUGAAGAAAGCACUGAAGUGCAAACUAGUGAGAGUGUUGAAGAAGAAAACUCUGGUGAUCAAGAAGCAGCUGAAGAGACCCCAGAAAUUAAGCUUGAGACUGCUCCAGUAGAUUUCCGUUUUCCAACUACAAAUCAAACAAGACAUUGCUUUACCCGAUACAUUGAAUAUCAUCGAUGUGUAGCUGCAAAAGGAGAUGGUGCACCUGAAUGUGACAAGUUUGCGAAAUAUUAUCGUGCUCUUUGCCCUGGUGAAUGGGUUGACAGAUGGAAUGAACAAAGGGAGAAUGGGACAUUCCCAGGCCCGCUGUAGGUGUUACAUUUGCAGUAUUACAUUUUAAAAUUGCUAGAGAUAAACUCUCGAACAUUUGGAAGAAUGUUCCAUGUUACGUUUCGGGCUAAUAAGAAGUUUUGGUUAUCUAUUUAAACUAAACUUGAGUUGUACAAAUUCCAGGAAAUGCUUCUGGUGAUAAUCCUGAGAUAUGCGUUGCUAUUUACUGGAUUCUGUACUCUUUUUGAGGGAUUGUUAA
Molecule: messenger RNA, 886 nt
Organism: Lotus japonicus
Lineage: Eukaryota; Viridiplantae; Streptophyta; Magnoliopsida; Fabales; Fabaceae
Product: cytochrome c oxidase subunit 6b-1
Exons: 5
Coding region: 136-669 (177 amino acids)
Cellular component (GO): respiratory chain complex IV; mitochondrion
Source: RefSeq, a predicted model, not a curated record